AUGUCAUCAAUUCAGCCAAUCGACCGGUCGAAUCUACAAAGCUCAUUAGAUGCAUCAUCAAUAUCCGCCGAAGCUUUAAAACCUCCAAAACCUUCUGAAUCCACCCUGAGUUCAGAAUCCGAACAGCAUAGUAUCAAUGAGCACCACAAAAUGGGACUGUCUGGUGCUGUCAGCUUCGUCUGUGGUAACAUAAUUGGCGCUGGUUUGUUCAUCACACCAAGCUUCGUCGUACAGUACACCGGGAGUGUUGGUCUCGCAGCGAUUGUGUGGAUUCUGUCGGCGCUGAUCUCGGUCUUGGGAGCUUAUAGCUAUGUGGAGUUGGGCACCUCCAUCAGGAAGAGUGGGGCUGAUUUUGCUUAUUUGUGCUAUGUUGGGUGGUAAGUUGGGUAUAUCAGAGCAGGGUGGGGGUAAGGUAGGGCAGGGUAGAUCUUGAGUAGGAAAGAGAUUAAUUUUAGGGUAUGGUAAGCAAGGGGUAGAUUUCGAGGACGAAAGGGGUAAAUUUUAGGGUAUGGUAAGCUAGGGGUAGAUUUUGAGUAGAAAUGGGGUACAUUUUAGGAUAUGGUGAGCUAGGGUAGAUUUCGGGCCGGGAGGGGGUGUAUUUAGGAUAAAAAAGGUCAAUUUUGAAGCAAGAGUGGGCGUGGGGAUUUCUUGGUAGGAGGGGGUGUGUUUUUUUAAAUUAAAAGGUAAAAGCGGGUGGGGUAUCCUAUAGGUUUUUCUCCUCCCCUCCCCCCCCCCUUAGCGUCCGGCUCUAAAUGGUAUAUUUCAGUAUAAAGUAGGGGUAGGGUAGGGUAGGGUAGGGUAUGGUAGGGUACGGUACGGUAGAGUACGGUAGGGUAAUGUUUUAUGACAGGUUAUGGUAUAUUAAAGCCUAAUAUCAUCAUUUUUAAGGUUUCCAGCGGCUUUUUCGUUUAUGUCGACCGGCUGUUUGAUGAUGUAUCCAGCGAUUGUGGCAGUCCAAGCCAAGUCUUUCAGCGAAUAUUUAUUUCAAGGGCUUCGAAUAGAAUUUGAAAAUGAGUUUGUUGGUCAUUUGGUCAAAGUUUUUGUCAGUUUUGGACUUGUAUGUGAGUUGUUUGGGUAUAAAGUGUAAUUUUAAGCUUUUUUUAAUUUUUAAUUUUUUUGACUAAGUAUGAUAUUUAACUUUUACAUUUUAGGCUUAAGAUUUAUUUACUUGGCUUUUUAUGUUUUGCUAGGAAUCUUUUUUUUUUUAUUUUAGGCUUACAUUUGAAAUUUAGGCUUAAGUUUAUUAAUUUAACAUUUUUGUGUUUCUUUAAGCUUAUCUUUGAAAUUUCGGGUUUAUUCGUGGACUUUAAGGCUUAAUUUAGAAACUAUAGUCUUUUUUUGUAAAUUUAGGCUUAGAUUUGAUUUUUAGGCUUAUUUAUGUUAUUUUAGGUUUAAAUUUUCAUUUAGGCUUACUUUUGUGUUUUAGGCUUAAUUUUAACGUUUUAGGCUUGGUUUUAAAAUUUUAGGCUAAUUUUUUUACUUUAGGUUUAGAAUUGAUUUUUAAGGCUAAUUUUUUUACGUUAGGCUUAGAAUUUAUUUUAAGGCUUAAUUAUGUUAUUUUAGGUUUAACAUUAACAUUUUAGGCUUAACUUUAACAGUUUAGGCUCUUUUUUUAACGUUAGUCUUAGGUUUGAUUUUAGGCUUAUUUAUGUCAAUGCAAAUUUAAAAUGUUUACUAGGUCUUGUGUUUUACGUUUUUUAUACCCUAGGCUUGAAUUAAUGAUUUUAGGUUUAACUUUUUUUAACUGUAAUGUUUUUUACGGCUUUAGGCUUAAGAGUUUCAAACUUUUAUGCGGUUUAAGUUGAAUUUUAACAUUCUAGGCUUAAUUUAGUCAUUUUAGGCUUAUUUUUGUUAGGGUUAUUAUUUUAGGUCUAAUUUCUCUAUUUGCAGGGUCCAUCUGCGCCCUCAACUUUUUUUCGUUGAAAAAGUUUUCGUCCCAGUUCCAAGUCAUAGCCACGACCGCCAAGAUCCUGGCGGUGGCGUCGAUCGUGCUGGUCGGUUUUUAUUUACUAAUUUUUCGACAAAAAACCGAAAAUUUGAAAAAUCCAUUCGAAACUUCGAAUUUCCAACCCGCCCCACUGGCGUUGGCUUUCUAUCAAGCUUUGUUUGCCUACGAUGGGUGGGACAUUUUGAACUUUGGCAUUGAGGAAAUCGACAGGCCGAGACAGUAAGUUAUAGCGAUUUUAAGGGUUGUAAAGAAAGUUCUUGACAUUUUUUGAUUUGGAAAGAAAGUUCUUGCCAUUUUUUGAUUUGGAAAGAAAGUUUUUUUCAUUUUUUGAUUUGGAAAGAAAGUUCUUGCUAUUUUUUGUUUUGUAAAGAAAUUUCUUGCCAUUUUUUGUUUUGUAAAGAAAGUUUUUGCCCUUUUUUGGCUUUGAAAGAAAGUUCUUGCAUUUUUUGUUUUGUAAAGAAAGUUCUUGCGAUUCUUUGUUUAGUAAAGAAAGUUCUUGCUAUUAUAAUUAAUUUUUCAGAACCAUGCCUCUGGCCAUCUUAUUAGGCAUGAUAAUAGUAGCAGCAACUUUUAUGAUAACAAAUGUUGCAUAUUUUGUGGUUUUACCAGCCUCAGAGAUCAAAGCAUCAACAGCCAUCGCUCAGACCUUUGCACAACAUUCAAUGGGCAAUUUCCAGUAUUUAAUGCCAUUUCUAACUAGUCUAAUGCUGAUCGGAAGCUUAAACAGCACCAUCUUUGCUUCGAGCCGGUAAGUCAUACCCUACCCUACCCUAUUCUACCCUACCCUACCCUAUCCUACCCUGCCCUACCCUACCCUACCCUACCCUACCCUACCUUACCCUACCCUACCCUACCCUACCCUACCUUACCCUACCCUACCCUACCCUACCCUACCCUACCCUACCCUACCCUACCUUACCCUACCCUACUCUAUCCUACCCUACCCUACUCUACCCCACCCUACGUUGACCUGACUUUACCUUUGUACUUACCUAUACCUCUACUCUCUCUCUCUUGUCUUACCGUACUUACAGUACCCUUUAUAACUGUAUUUUAUGUUACUGUGUCUUGGCAUAUUCUCUAUGUUAUGUCUUACUGUAUCUUAUUACGUAUUACUUUAUUCUACUAUACCUAACUUUCAACGUUACCUUAUUCUACCGUACCUGACUUUACUGACCCUAUUUACUUUACCGUACCAUAUCUUUCAAAAAUUCACAGUAUCGUUCUAUAUGUCACAACCCAACAUUAAUACUUAUUACAGAUACCUAUUCGCAGCAGCACGUCACGGUCAUAUGCCAUCGUUCCUAAGUACAGUAAACCUCAAGAGCGGUUCACCACGAGCGGCCAUCGUAUUCCAUUCGUUGCUAGCCUUUGUAUUCGCCUUAAUAGGCGAUAUGAGUACGUUGGUGAACAUGCUGAGUGUCGCACAAUGGCUGCAACGCUUCCUCACUAUGAUGGCGUUACUGUACAUACGGUACAAGUGUCUGCAAGUACAUCCGGAGAGGAUUAGAACCCCGAUCGUAUUGCCAAUUAUUUUUGCUACCAUAUGUAUUACAUUGGUUACUGUAACCUUCGUGUUUUACUUUACUACGGCCGCUGUUGGUUUGGGAUUCUUACUGAGCGCUUUCGUAUUUUACUUUGUGUUUAUGUACGACAAGACAUUGAUGAGAAUCGAUGGGUACCGAGAGUUUUGUAGUACUGUCAAUGGUAAGUUACUGUUUGAUAUAGGGGGGUGGGGAAGGAAUAUGUCAUAAGAUGGGUCAUCGUAUUGAGUUUUAAGAUACGGAAGCGAGUUAUUGUAGAGUGGUAUAAGUUAUGGGGGUGGAUUACGGUAGGUCUUGAGUUACUGUAGAGAGGUAUAUAUUAAGAAUGUGGAUUACGGUAGGUCUUGGGUUACUAUUGAGAUAUAAUUAAAAAGGGUGGGUUACGGUAGCUUUUUGGGUUACUAUAGAGAUGCAAGUAAUGGGGAAAGGGGAGAGGAUUGAAGAACCCAGCGGGGUAGGGUAAGGUAGUGGCGGGUAGGGUAGGGUAGGGUAGAGUAGGGUAUGGUAGGGUAGGGUAGGGUAGGGUAGGGUAGGGUAGGGUAGGGUAGGGCUUUCCAGUUGUAUAUAUUUAAAUUUCAGACAAGACGACCAAGCUCAGUGAGGCAAUCUUCAACGCCAAGGCCCAGAAUGACAAAGAUCACAGCAAAUUUGAUGGUCAUCCAACCAACUCACCAUAG
Messenger RNA from Bursaphelenchus okinawaensis, 4169 nucleotides. NCBI's taxonomy places the organism in Eukaryota, Metazoa, Nematoda, Chromadorea, Rhabditida, Aphelenchoididae. The record is from the annotation of a GenBank genome assembly.